Molecule: messenger RNA, 5793 nt
Organism: Manacus vitellinus (golden-collared manakin)
Lineage: Eukaryota; Metazoa; Chordata; Aves; Passeriformes; Pipridae
Gene: SLC15A2
Product: solute carrier family 15 member 2
Exons: 23
Coding region: 452-2641 (729 amino acids)
Biological process (GO): transmembrane transport; oligopeptide transport
Cellular component (GO): membrane
Molecular function (GO): dipeptide transmembrane transporter activity
Source: RefSeq, a predicted model, not a curated record
GUUUCUUCAGGAGCCCUGCUCUGGAAUGUGUGCAAGUUGGGAAAAGACUUCACCGAUAACUCUACACUUACAAAGCCACUGAGUGGUACAGAAAAUACAGAAGACAACCCUGAAACAAAUGAAGUAAAGAGUUAAUGAAUCCUCCAAGAAGCUUUAAGUUUGCACAGAGAAAUCAGAGAGGGGAGUUUCACCAGUACAUUUCUCUGACCAAACCCACAGAUAAAGAUUAACUGAAAGUCUUCAGGGACAGCAAACAGAACAAUGUUACUGUGAGGCCAAGUGUUGUUUUGCCAUUUGUUCUCUGUAUGUUACCAUGGAGUACAAGUGCUGCUUGUGGGUACAAGAAGAAAUAACCUUAUAUUCGUACCCUACAUUUAUCUCGGACACAUCCUGAAGUUUAAACAGUUCAUAGUGCUCUUCUUUUGUACUGGACCAUUCCACUGCUUUCUUAAUGGAAAUCCCUCCAUCUGGGGACACUCCACUGACACCUUUGUUUAAGACCCGCUGCAGAGAUUUCCGAGAUGAUCCCCCCAAAGGAGAUUUCCCUCUUCGGAAAAAAUCCCCGAAACUCUGUGGCUCCAACUACCCUCUGAGCAUUGCCUUCAUUGUGGUGAAUGAGUUCUGUGAGCGCUUCUCCUACUAUGGCAUGCGAGCUGUCCUGACACUGUAUUUCUUGAGCUUCUUCCACUGGGAUGAGAAUCUCUCCACCGCUGUGUACCAUGCCUUCUCCGCGCUAUGUUAUUUCACACCUGUCAUCGGCGCCAUCAUGGCAGACUCAUGGCUGGGCAAAUACAAGACGAUCAUCUACCUCUCCAUUGUGUAUGUUGUUGGCCAUCUGAUAAAGUCAGUCGGUGCCAUUCCAUCCCUGGGCAACCAGGCGGUUCAUGUGAUCCUGUCUAUGGUUGGUCUGUUUUUGAUCGCCCUUGGAACAGGAGGUAUCAAGCCCUGUGUCUCUGCAUUUGGGGGGGACCAGUUUGAAGAGGAACAUACCUCGGAGAGAAGCAAGUUUUUUUCCAUCUUCUAUUUAUCCAUUAAUGCUGGAAGUUUGAUCUCUACGUUUGUAACUCCUGUAUUAAGAGGGGAUGUGAAAUGUUUUGGAGAGGAUUGUUAUGCACUGGCUUUUGGCGUCCCAGCAGCACUGAUGGUGCUGGCGCUUGUUGUGUUCAUUGCUGGAAGUGGACUGUACAGAAAAACACCACCACAAGGGAACGUCUUACUGGAAGUGUGCAAAUGCAUCGGUUUUGCUAUUAAAAACCGGCUGAAAAACCGCUCCCGUGAGAUUCCAAAGAGGGAUCACUGGCUGGACUGGGCAUCAGAAAAAUACUCGAAACAGCUGAUUGGGGAAGUUAAAAUGGUCACACGUGUUCUCUUCCUCUUCAUACCGCUGCCAAUGUUCUGGGCCCUGUUUGAUCAGCAGGGAUCCAGGUGGACUUUGCAAGCCACAAAAAUGAAUGCUGAUUUUGGAAUAUAUGUCCUUCAGCCUGACCAAAUGCAGUUCUUAAAUCCACUUCUUAUUCUUGUCUUCAUCCCAAUUUUUGACCUUGGGCUCUACCCCCUGAUAGACAUGUGCAAAUUUAAUUUCACACCUAUUAGAAAAAUGGCAACAGGUAUGAUCCUUGCAGGGCUGGCGUUUGGACUUGCAGCUAUUAUAGAAAUCAAAAUAAAUGAAACCGAUAUGCCUCAACUUGUCCCAGAAGAAAGUUUAAUUCGGGUCCUGAAUUUGGCAAAGAACCCUGUUCAAGUGACAAUCCAGGAAAAGGACCUAUUUCAGCAGCCUGUGGAGACUUUUCAGAACCCAGCUGAGUACUCAAAAUUAAUAUUGAAUGGAGAGCAACAGAGCCUUCGCUUCACCCUGCAACAUCAAGGAUUGACUCUUGCUUUUAACUACACCGUGAAGGAAAAAUCAGUAUACAGCUUAAUUGUUUUUGAGGCAGAAGGAAGCCUAUCAAGCCGCUUAAUUACAGACUUGGAAGCAAAGCCAGAAAAUGGUUUGGCAGCUGUUAGAUUCAUUAAUGGUUUGAGCCAAGAUGUCAACCUCACCAUUGAUAGCAGAAAGUUCAUUGCUGUUCAGAAAAACUACAGCCCUUCUGAGUACUCACUGCUGGAGAGGGACAUAUAUAAUAAUGGAAAAUGCAUAACUGAAACAGGAGAGUUCCCCCUGGAGCUGGGGCUGCUCGACUUCGGCGCCUCAUACACCAUUGUGAUAACUAACAUUUCUGGAGGUGCUGUUAAGACAUGGAAGUCAGAAGACAUCAAAGCCAACAAUGUCCAUAUGGCUUGGCAGUUACCACAAUACUUAUUAAUAUCUGCUGGGGAGGUGAUGUUCUCCAUUACAGGCCUGGCCUUCUCCUAUUCUCAGUCUCCAGCCAGCAUGAAGUCGGUGCUGCAGGCAGGCUGGCUGCUCACGGUGGCUGUGGGGAAUACCUUUGUGCUCAUUGUUGCUGAAGCUGCACCAAUGGCACAGUGGGCUGAAUUUGUCUUGUUCACUGUUCUCCUCUUUGCUGUGUGCAUUAUUUUCUCCAUCAUGGGAUAUUUCUAUGUCAGUGUGGAUCCAGAGGACCUAGAAGAAAAGGAAGAGAAGAGAGAGACCUCAAGCAGAGGAAACAUGAUUGGUCUCGUUACUCAGAAAACAAAGCUCUAACACAUGAUGGGUUGGGAUUUUUUUUUAAACUCAGUUAUGAAAGGGUAAAAGAAGGGUGGGGACGGUGUUAUUUUAUUUUAGAACAUUGCAGUCUUUAUUACACAAUAUGUAGCCACCUUAUAAAUGGGACCAAAUAGCCCUCUAUAAAAACAAUGGGGGUCCUGAAAUCAGAGCAAAACUCCCUGGGAAAGCUCCUCUGGUAUUAAAAGCCCUUAUUAGUAAUUACAGUGUAAAUUGAAACCUGCCCAUCUUUUUAAGUGUGGAAUGCUUUCCUAUGAUUUUCUCUUAAACAUAUAUUUAGGGCAGCAGGGAGGAAGGGUGAAAGGAGUGCUGUAUGACAGAAAAAUUCGGAGAUGUCAGGAGAGAAGAAAGAAAACCUAGUAUAGGAGUUAGGGAAGAAUAGAUGUUAGUGACAGAAGAAUUUUUAAUGCUGUCGUCAAGGACUGUAAAGGUUACACACAGUCCCACAGGAUUUCAUCAUGUAACUCUCCCUAUGAGCAUUUCAUCCCAUUAUUGCCUGUUAUGAAUGGUUCUGAUUUAUGAUUUACACCUCCAGCUUGGAAGUAAUAACAGGGAAUUAAAUUCUGCAGGCUAAAAUAUUCCCAAAACACUACUGACAAAGAUAGUCUUGCUACCAUCUCUCCAAUACCCAUUUUUUCCUAGAAGUUUUUAGCAAUUGAUGGUGUUCUUUGAUUAGAUGUGAUUAGAGAAUUGGUUUAUGCUUUCUUAUUUCAGAAUUCUAGACAGUUAUUUGCCAUCUUCCUAUACAUUAAGCCAUUACUGGGCAUUUCCUUUUACAGCAUCUGUCACUGCAAGUUAGGAUGUGGUUGAUUUCUUAUCUCAUACUUCAGUUAUUCCCUACUGGGAGACAAGUUGCAGUAGUUUCUAUAAAAUUCCAGGCAUCCUGCGGUGAGUUAAACAAGGAUGCACUUUAUCAUUUUUUCAGUCUACAAGAGGAGGCCAUGGCAUAUGAGAUUUUUCUUUUUCAUCCUCGUUUUUAUGUCUCUACCAAAUUUUAGAUAUAGCUAUUUUACUGGAAUAGUGAUACAAUUGUUUGAUUUUCCUCGAUUGCGUGAAGCUGUGAUUUUAUGUUCUGCAUGGAAGUAAUUCAGCCAUUGCUGAUCUAGUAAAACUCCUGAGAGAAACCCUGCCUUCCUCUAUCACUCCAAGACUGCAGUUGUAACAGGUAUGGCCUAAUUUAAAACCAGGUUGUCAGUAGGAUCUUCAGGUUCACAGAGAAUAGAUUUUAAAUUAUGCUUUCCUCUUCCACCUUGGCAUUGGGCAUAGGUGGUUGCUAAUACUUUGAUUCAGGAGAUCACGAAAUACAUGUUUAAUUUCAUUCCUGUUCAGGACAGUGCUAGGAAAUACACUUAAUUUCAGUGCUCCUUUAAUGUGCUGCCAUGUGUGUGUAUGUCUUGUGCAAGACUGAGAAAACACCCCUUUCUGGUUUCUAGCUGGAAGACUCACAGCCUACGAUUGUUUCCCCACCUUCUUAUUCUAAAUGGAAUUCCACCACUAGUUCUGCACAAGCUCCUGCCCACUGUGAAAUAGCAUCCAGGUCCUCUGCCAGAGGGGGAUCAUGAUCUCAGAUAAAUGGCAGCAGGCUGUGGGUGUGCACACAGGAACACUUGAUGUGGUUCAGUCAAUGCAGAGCCAUUUAUUAAGCUGUGUUAGCUGGAUCCAGGGAGCUGAACCCUGUGACUCUGUGGGGAAUGAAGGGCAUUGAAAGCCAUCUAUUAGGUCAUCCAACCUGCUUCUCAGAAGCCAAGUGAGGAUUAUUCCCCUCUAUUCCUUUCUGGUAUUGUUCUCCUGCUGUGAUUCUUUGUGUGCGUUCUUUCUCCUCCAAGCAUUGUUGUUUUCCUAAUCCCAUUUUAUGAUACACUGUGUAUCAGCUCAGAGGCUGCUGAAUCAUUCUGCUAUGAUGCUGUUUGACCAGCUUCCAACUUGAAGCACUAAUAGAAAGCAUUUCUUCUUUCACCCACUGCAAACAAAAAUCCCCAAACUGAAGGAAUGGCCUGGUUCCAGUUACACUGAACAAACACAAUUUAGAAUUAUUGGAGCAUUUAAUUUUUUAUAAGCCUAGAAUUUGGAAGUAUGUUGGGGUUCGAGGGCAUAUGUGGUGAGGAGACAAUUGAAAAUUACUGGAGCACUUUCCUUAGGAAGCACUUGGUAAGCAGUUCAAAGUGGCAUGAGGGAAAGCAAGGUAUCCAAAUCUCUGAGGCUACAUAUGCCUAAGAACUUCUUGAUUUUUUUUUUGUUUUAUUUCCUUAUUGGCAGCACUACUAGAAGCUGUCACACACUCUGAGCUUUAUUUAAAGGAAAUGUUCCAAACUCAUAAAAGAUACAUUUAGGAUGUCAUCUGUAUCUGCUUUUUAGACUCCUGAUGCCAAAUUGCCCCUUUCCAAACAUCUCCAUGUUCCAAACUAUCACCAUAAUGCUGGGGGGAGGAAAAGUUGCAAUUCACAUUUGGGAAGGUUAUGAGCAGGAAGGCAAUGUUAUAAAUAAAGUGUUAACAUGAGGCUGGGGGCUGCUUCUGCAGCCCCUCCCAGAAACUGCUUGCUUGAGGGACUGUGGGGCUCUGUUCACAUUUUCCUUCCAGCUGACACAAUUACUUCUUCUCACCUGCUUGUCAUCACCUGUUGGAAGCUUUGCCCUCCUCUGAUCUGCCUGCUUGGUUGCUGGUAUGAUCCUUCCCCACCGUUUAAGCUGCAGCUGUAGCUUUGCUAAAUUAGACCCAUUUAUUUGGAGUGCACCAGCAGUGAGGAGGGAUUUCCACCGGUCAUGCUCACAAACAGCCAGGAGCAGGGUGGGGGCUGUAAUGACCAGCUGCUUCUGCUGCAGCUAAAGAAGGUUGCAAAAUAGCCCAUUCAGCAUAGCACUUCUCCAGUUUUACAGCCACAGCUCCAUCCUCAGAGCCCUUUCUUCACUUGUCAAUGGACUCGACUGGAUCAAAGAUUUUGGAUCUGACUCUGUGCAGUAGUGAGGCCUCUGGGUUUUUCUUCCAUAGAGCUAGGUCAGAGAUAGGUUAAGGCUCAGCUCUUAACCCCCAAAUUUAGAAAAAUAUUCCUUAUUCCUCUCAGUUAUUUGAUUUAGGAUCAGAGAGAGAAUCCAAAGUAUAUGCAAAGCUCUAUGACCUCCUACAGAUAGCAGCC